GCUUGAACGAAUCAAUUGUGGUAUGUUUUGAAACCCCCAUCGACCAAGUGUGUAUUGUCCUUUUAUAAAUAGCCAAAAUGUUGAUGAUUUACAAACCGAAAAAAAUUAAGUACUUAAGCCAAUGGUAAAAUACGAAUGUAAUUAGGCAAAUAUCAGAUGUACAAAAUGUUCGUAUUAUGGCACACCUGCCACUUGUUGUGCUGUUGCCAUGGUGACAAGUGACAUGAUGCCAAGCUAGGCAUUGCAGUUGCGGCGUGUGUUUAUAUACUGAGAAUGGAGUCGUCGGUUAUUUUGCGUAUAAGGAAAGGGUCUGGAUUUGGUUUCCUGGAAGAGCCAAUCCUCAUUAGAGCAUCAUUAGCUGGAACUGUACACGAGACAGAAUUAUGUCAGCCGUCAGAAGAACCUAUUCUGGAUGUUGAGUUACACUGGGACACGGAAAAGAAGGUGGUUAAGAGGUUACGAACACUAAGAACUCAGUUAAGACUGGAAUGUUUGACACAAUCACUCAAACGUAUUGGUUAUUUUCUGGUACCUCUCACAACUGCAUGGAUUAUAAAGCAUGGAGAGGAUGUAAAGGUUGAAGACAAAUGGUACAAGUUAAUCGAUGCAGGGUUUUGUAAACCACAUAAACCAGAACUUUUAAUAAGCUUACGAAUUGAAGAACGAGAGAGAAUACAAGUGGACACAGAAAUAUCUCAGUCUGAAACCAACAUCGAGAGUUGUGAAUCGUUGUUACAAGAGUCUGGUAGCCAGACAUCGUUUAAUUCAGAAUAUACAUGUCAAAAUUCCCAACUAUAUUUUCCGGAAUUGUGUGAGGCUGAAGGUUUUAUACAGAUUGGUCCUCAAGAAGAAACAAGAGAUAUAUUUUUGUUCACAGUAUUUAUUGGCGACUCUGGACAUUUGAGCUCACUUGUAACUGAUACAGAAGAUCAGAAUUCAGCAGAAAUGCACUUUAGUUUUAAUGUGUUGGGAGUAACAGUAAGGACAAAUCCAUUAGUAAACAUAUCUGAACCAGUUGUUACAAUGAAAGAGAGAAGCGUUUUUCGCAUCAGAAGUUCUCUAAAAAUAUUACAGACCUAUUUUUUAAGUAAACCUGUUAUGAAAAUAUGCCUGAUGAAAGGGGAAAAAGAAUGUGCUUCUUCAGAUGUCGAUCUCUCUGCGCUCAUUCCUAGUGACAGAAUACUAGAAUUUAAUAAUGAAUCAUUCAGCAAGUGUGUAAAACGUAAGAAACAUUGCAUUUUAUGUACAUCAGCCACAGAAGUGCCACAGGAAGUUGCACAUGAACCAUUUGUUGAUAUUUUGGUGAAACUAAAAUAUCUUGGCACAGGUGGAGAAGUUUUGUUACUGAACACUGAAGAUACAGAGCUAGCUAGAACACCACGGAAAAAACUACCAGUUGAAACUCUUGAACUUAAGGAUGUUGCAACCAGUGUUAAUAUACCAGAUUUGUCACUCAUGGAAAAGACUGCUGAAAUUAAUGAUGAUUUUAUUACACCAACUCCAGGCACUCUGAACACAGCUGUGGGACCUGGAAGUUUCUGCUGGUCUGUCAAAACAAGUGAUAAUGUUGAGCCAUAUCAUAUCUACUGCCUGCAAAUAGAGUUACAAGAGAUCAUUUUUUACAAGUAUCCACCACAGGAAAAUUUCUUUUUUAUAUUUAACCACUCAAAGGCACAAAUUUUAACAACUGCUCUUGAUGAAAUUUGUGUACAUGAAGUGAACAAAUAUAUACAUUUACAAGGCUUUGGGUGCAAAAUGCAUUUUGAAGCACCUGUUCAGGAGAUUGAUAAGCAGCUUCUGACGGAACCACCAACAAUAUCAAUUUACAAUAAGAUAAAUGGAGAAAAUAUUAAAUUUGCGGAAGCACAAUUAGAUGUGGCACUCUUGUUCUUAAACAAAGAGAAGCUCUCUACGUCAUCUGCAUUAAUAUCAGCACUGAACAAGGGUGAAAUUGUUGGCAUUUUGACAGUCUCAGUGGCACUCAAGGAUUAUGGUCUUCAGCUGCCCAUGGAUGUGAAAGCUAAAUAUACUUCGUUAGAGCAGGGUAUGAGCCCAUUGGUGUGUAAUAACCAGUUGACCUCAAAAGCUGUGAAGGAAUUGGAAGAAUGGAAAGCAAAACAGAAAGAAAUUUUUAGGGAGCAGCUACAGAGGAAAGAAAAUUAUUAUUUGACUGUUUUAUCAGCAAACUGGGAAUUAAAAAAGGAAGAACUUGAAAAAGCUAUUAACAGUAACAUACAGAAAUUUAGUGCUUUAGCACAGUCGCUAGAAGUCUCAGCUACCGAACUUUAUGGACAGUGUACACGAGCCAGGGAAGAAGAAAUUCAACUGCAAGAAUUAAAGGAAAUGUACAGAAAAACUCAAGAUGAACUGAAAAUUGAGCGAACCAGUCACGAACUUGCAAGACAGGAAUGGGAGAAAGAAAAGGCCACAUUGAAACAGAAAAACCAAAGUCUUGAGGAAGAACUUAAUAAAUUGAAAGAUACAAUCUUAAUAUUUAAUCCCAGUGGUGAAACCUCAAACAUAGUAGCAGAACUUAAGGAAAUGGAAGCCAAAUAUCAAGAUGCCCUCCGUGCAAAAAAGUUUUUUAAAGAAGAGCUGGCCUUACUGCUCCAUGAACACAGGGAAGAAAUACAAUCACAGAUGAAACACAAUAAGGAGGAACUUAAAGCCCUGGGCUUGGAGCAACUGUUACACCGGGAAAUGCAAGAUUUGCAAAAGGAUCAAGAUCUCAUUGCAGCUGCACCACGACUUUCCAUUCCUGUUCACCAGAAGUCACCUACAACCUUUAUAAGUUGUCACGAAGAUGUGCAGCGUGAUGCUUCAAGACUAAUAGAAGAGAUGGACACACUUCUCAGUACAGGAAACUAUACUGAAGAUGAUCCAGUUAUUUUGGGAUUAAAAAAUGAGAUAAGAAAUCUACAGUUGUAAAAUAACUUAACUACCUGCACACAUAAUUAAAUUAUUAGCCUGUGUCUAGCAAAGAUGAGGAGUAUCUCUUGGCAUGUCAUCAUAAUACUGUAUGUAAUAUAUGACUCUUAA
This is a messenger RNA of Schistocerca americana (American grasshopper), 3039 nucleotides long. Its product is annotated as centrosomal protein of 120 kDa-like. Bases 274 to 2928 code for a protein of 884 amino acids. The record is from RefSeq and is a predicted model, not a curated record. Gene Ontology annotation, cellular component: centriole; centrosome. NCBI's taxonomy places the organism in Eukaryota, Metazoa, Arthropoda, Insecta, Orthoptera, Acrididae. The transcript is spliced from 16 exons. Gene Ontology annotation, biological process: interkinetic nuclear migration; centrosome cycle; positive regulation of centriole elongation.